Macrosiphum euphorbiae (potato aphid) is the source of this 300-nucleotide messenger RNA. NCBI's taxonomy places the organism in Eukaryota, Metazoa, Arthropoda, Insecta, Hemiptera, Aphididae. The record is from the annotation of a GenBank genome assembly.
AUGUCUCAAAACGAAGUGACGUUUGUAGAAGAAGAAAAUUUCAAGUCAUUAGUAUGUCGAAGACUGGUUGAAUGUGGUUGGAUGGAUGAGGUGACCAUGUUAUGCAAAGAAAAGUUAAAGGAUCGCUUAUCUAAAGGACAAACAGUUCAAUCUAUUACUGAAGACGAUUUAUUCAAUGAUGUUGCCCCAGAUGCUAGAAGGAUGUUACCAGAUACAAUCAAAAGAGAAUUAAAAGUAAAAGUACAAAAUAAAUUACUACAAACAGCUGGAUAUUUUGAUGAAACGGAUAGUGAAUCUUAA